Molecule: messenger RNA, 750 nt
Organism: Mesorhabditis spiculigera
Lineage: Eukaryota; Metazoa; Nematoda; Chromadorea; Rhabditida; Rhabditidae
Source: the annotation of a GenBank genome assembly
AUGAUUAACCGGACGGCAUCCGGAAGGGCUGCCCGGAAUAAUUUAUGGAUGGUCGUUAACCAUCCGCCGAGAUUCCGCAAAAUAUUGUCCUCGCUCCGAGAAAACGGACUGCCCCCGGCCGGGGCCGUCUCCGGACGCCCGCCUGAAGUACCUCUGCAUCCAGCACAAGCUCCAUCGAUCGAUAUCUCGAUCGACUUCACUCGACCGGAUGGGCCCCGGACUCGACCAUUAUUGGUCGAGGGGAAACGGCUUUACGUCGAUGAGCACUACAUCUCCGAGUGGUCACCCGUGCUAAGAGCGUGGUGCAUCGAGUGCCCGGAUCGCGAGCUGAUCCUAGCCAACGUCCAAUAUGAUCACAUUAUGGAGAUGCUCGAAUGCAUCCAUCCCACCUACAAAGCCAUCGACGAUCAAUCUGUGCACAUUCUGCUCCCGUUGGCGUAUGAUUAUCAGAUGGAAGGCCUGCUCCACCGUUGCGAAUGUUUCCUCAUCAACCACAAUCUGCCCUUCUUGGAAAAGGUCUGGAUUGCGGAUCGGUACAAAUUGAAUCGACUGCUCGUUCUCUGCCCUCCGCGAAAUGCGGCCGAACAGCAAGAUCGAUCUCUCCGGGACCAGGUACUAUGCGCUGAGCGAUCGGGUGAAAGUGCUGUUGCUCGAGCGAUUGCAUGGCGCCCCCGCUCCCGAGGAGAUCCCGGAACCACCAUUGGACCUCGAGACGUACCAACGAGCCACCGAUCUCCACUUUGCCGCCAU